CAGUUUUCAACGGGGAGAAGUAACGGCGAUAGUGGAGCAGUAACGUCGGCUAGCAAUUACAAAGGAUAUUUAAAACUCCACCAAUGCUGCAGUAAGUGAAAGAAGAGUUACAGUAUAAGCCUUUCCAGAUUCUACUGACCAACGGUUAUAGUAUAAGAAGAGUCGAGGCACCAUCAGUAAAAAUAAUAGAAAGCAGUGAUUUCAAGGAGAGCGCGGGAGAGGUUAAUUGAAAACUGAGAGCAGAGGUACAUUCGCUUCCAUUGCUGGUCAUAUAUGGUUGGCCUGAUUUAGCCAGGGGGCAUAUUUUUUUAAAAGGAUCUGAGGGUUGUCUGCAUCAAGUCUUAAAGAAGAUGAGUAGGGAGAUGGGGUUGGCUUCAAUUCUGUCUAGUGCUGGGGGAGAGGCGAUUCGUCAGUCCGAGUCUCUUGACGUUAGGCCUUUGCCUGAUCAAAAUGAAACUAGGGAUGCCAAUCUGUUUCGGGUUAUGCGCAUUGUUCCCGACAGGCAAGAUUAUAGCUUUGUUGAAAAGGUUCAGCUUCCAGAAGAUGAAAUUGUAGGAUUUUGUAAUAGGCUUGUGCCCGCAUCCGCUAGUGCUUGCUCAGGUGAUCUGCCACAAAUCCGUAUCAACUUCGACGCAUUAAACCAGCUACACUUGCCUGUUGUCGGAUUUUACGGAGAUAAGAAGACAAUGGUUCAGGUUUUCCGCAAAGCAUUGCUGAUUCAUGAGUCAGUUCUCGCAAAGAUGGAGGAGGCAAGGUUUGAGCCUGGAUUCUAUGUCACUAUCCCUCAAGAAGCAGCUGGCGUUUUGAUUGCAUUCUACUGGCAUGAAGGUGAGCAUUUGAAGGAAGCCUGUAGAAAAGACAUGUCAUGCAAUUUCAUUAGGUAUCUGGUUGAGCUCUGCCAGUGCGUUCAUAUUUGUCUUGGAGGGAACUAUCCUUUCGAGGCCUUGGCUGCGUCUGCCAUAAACACCUACUCUAAAGCUAAGCGUACAAGAAAAAUCCAAGUAACUAGUGUGAAGAAUUCUGAGAAUGAUUUGGAGUUGUUGCCUGGAUUUAAAAUGAGCAUAGAUCCAGAAGUUAAGACAAAUAAAUUCUGGCCAGUACAGAAUGCAGGUAUGGCUGUUGUAACCGAUGACAGCAGCGUCAUAUUCUGCGAGGGAUAUUACCGUUGCUGUCUCCUGACAAGAUACUACAGAGCUUCCACAAGAACAAGCAUUCAAACACAAGCAGUAACCCUGAAGGCUUCUGAGCUCGGCGAUAAGCUCCGAGAGUGGUCAUUAGAAUCGACUGUUGAUUACACUAGGGUGAACAAUAAGCAGUUUAUCAGUCUCCUCGAAUGUUGUCAUCCACGGGAGUACGAGGAAUACUGGUUGUUGAAAGAUUCUUUUACAGAGUCUGCACAAGCCAUGGAAAUAAAGAAGAGAUGCUUUCUAAAACUUCUUCCAGUGUUCUGCAGUCAUGUUUUCCUUUUCGUGGCCGGCGAAUGCAGUGGAACAAAGGGGAAAAGUUCAUCUACUAAUUCAGAGAAUACAAUACAAUCACUUUCCCACACCGGCACUAACAGCUUUGAGCAGUUCUAUCGAGAGCUGUCGAUGAUCUUAACAGGGGAGAAUGGUUCUCAGAAGGUGUUGAUAGUUGGAUCAGACAUCGAAUUUUCUUGCAGUGAUGCGGAGCACAUAGUUAGUGUUGAAAGCCUAGUCGAAGGAAAGGAAACCCCACUGUAUAUCCGGUAUGGAGAAGAAGUGAAGGUUAACUGCUCUGCACAGUGCUGCUGCUCCACAAAAUUCAAUGGUAAGGCAAAGUUUGUACGGCUUACCAAGGAUAAAAGAGGCUUCCCACUUUCAGGUGAGAAAGUUCAAAUUAUAUACUCCCCUACUUCUGUCAAGGCUUGUCGUCGUCCUAAGAUUUCGAAACUUGAAGCAUAUAUUAGAAUUGUUAGUAACAAUUCCUCUCUUUCUGCAAUUCGUAAUUGGGUAGAAAUCAUGGUACCAAACGAACUAAAAAACCUUGAAAGAAAUACUAUGUUCACCGCCUUCUUGUUGACCUGUGACCAGCAUAUGGCCCUUGAGUUCAUGGAGUACCAUUUGACAACUUACAAUACAGAAAGCCUACCAACUGGGUUUCGAAGCAUGUUUGAGAAGUUCAAAAUCCAUGGUCAUCUCCAACCCACAAUCGAUCAAGCGGCCCUCAUAUCUCAUGAUACGCUCAGAACUGUGUGUUGUGAAGUGUAUAAGAGCCAAGAGCUUAAGUUUUUGCAAAAUAUGGAAAAAGAGCUCUCGACUAGUGUGUCCAAACAGAAGGUAAACAUCACGAAGAAAAUGAAGGACCAAUUUAAACUAGCCGAGGACAGAUUUUUACAGCAAUUGAAGGAGAAGUUUUCAAUCGGUUCAAAAGACAACUUAGUUACCAGUUAUAUUGAGGAAGUGGUAAUUAUAUAUCCCUCUUUUUUGUCGACAAUAUUUUCUUCUGAGCAGAGUCAUCAAGUUGAGCUGAAAGUCUGUGUUGAGAAGCACGACUUUGACGUUGUAUGGAAAGCACAAGAGGUAAUUCCGACCAAGAAAGAAAUGAAUGAACUAAUCAGCAAUCCUACGCAUCCAAUUGUACCCAUAUGGGGCCAGCCAUUUGAACUAGUAGCUAUAGAUCCCAAAAUCCGAAGUUUGUUUAAAGUUGUUCUUUUCAAGUCUGGAGAAUCAGUUGUUUUUAUUCACAACUUCAAAGAUUCCUACCUUGAACUCUUCCACUGUGCAAGACUGGGUUCCCAUUUAAUCGAAAUCAGGACAUUCAAGAGGGGGUUUGAUAUGUUGUCCAUCGAUGAAGCUUCCCGAGCUGUGGCUUUCUACGAUAGAGACAAUUUCAAGAUUGCAAUAUAUAAGUUUGAUGAUUCAUUUAAGAAGAUCUAUCCCACUGGAGUAGAGGUUAAUUUGGAUAAAUAUAAAGGCAGCAAGAUUAUAACUUGGAUGCAUUUAAUUCCGGGUAAAAUGGAGUUGCUGUUAGUUGAUGUCACGAACAGAGCAAGGGUAGUAGAAAUCCAUCAGAAGCCAGUGAUGAAGCCCAAAUUCUUUUCUCUUUCGCCGUCCCUGUCUCUAACAAAAGCAUGCAUUACUCUUGAUGGCUUUUUCUUCAUCGUCUUCAGCGAAUUCCAAAGCUCUGGCAAUGGUGAAACUGUGCCAGAGAUUCAAGGAUCAAGGCAAGGGCUCAUAUUGGAAAUUUUUGUUUUGGGUGAUACUUUGAGUCACUUGAAAACCAUGGAAAUCAAAGGCGAUGAAAGUUGCAUGUGUAAUUCAGAACAAUAUGGGGUGAAAUUAACUAGUUUUGGACCACAGAGCCACCUUGUUCUGUAUAAUUAUAUUGAUAGUUCUCAUCUUCUUACUUCCCAUGUUCUGAAAUCGGUAUUAGCCAUGGAAGCUGUGCGAUAUACUCCUGAGCUGGAGCCAGAAGCGGAAGAAAGUGCUGGGCAAUUCCCCUAUUUGGGGUAUAUAUAUCAUAUAUUUGACAAGUUUCCAACAACUCCUACACUGAUCCCGGCAUUAAAAGACAUCACAUUCAAGGUGAUACUAGAGAGCAGCAUAGACGCCAAUGGAGAGGCGUGCAUCAAGUAUUUAGAAUUACUCAUUAGACAACUCAAGCAGAGAAGAGAGAAAGAUUUCUCAAAUUUCAAGAUUCAGUUUCAAGUGGAGGAUACAGAAAUAUGUUCAACUUCAACCGGAUUUGGCCGCUGGCAUUCACUUCCAUUAAAGGACAAUUCUAAGAUGAAAAUGGGGGUUUGGGUUCGAAAACUUGUUUGCCUUGUACCAAUUCAAAUAGCUCGAGCAGAAAAGAAUGGGAUGGUUGCUUUAAAGGACGGACUGCAAAUCCCUCCCGAUAUUAGCUACACUGGCAGCGUAUCACUUGCAAAUCAAUUGCGUUUUGGGUUCUACGAUGCUGUUCUUAACAGUUGGAAGGGUCAAAUUAAGGUUAUCUCUUCCAUGGGAAAGCAAAGCUCUGGUAAGUCUUAUCUGUUGAACCAUCUGUCAGGCUCUUUGCUUGAUGUUGCAGGGGGUAGGUGCACAGAUGGUGUCUGGAUGACUCUCAUCGCUAGUGACGGAGGAGAUGUCCCCGGGGAUAGCAGGUGCCUCUAUGUGCUUUUAGACUUUGAAGGUCUUGGAAGUUUUGAGCGAAGUGAGCAAGAGGAUAUGCUUCUCUCUGUUCUCAAUGCAGCAAUCAGCAAUAUCACCAUAUUCAACAAAAAGGAUUUUCAUUUAGACAAGGAGACAGAAACGUCUUUCAGCCGCUUUCAGAGUGGGAUCAACCUACUUGAGCAGGACAAUAAGCUUUUCAAAGGUCUAUUCUACAUUGCCAUUAAGGACGUGGAUGCAUCUGAUGUACAUGAUCUUAUACAAGAAUUUAAUGAGAAAAUUUUUCAAAUAUGCACCAAAUCUCCAGAAAAUUUCAUUUUAAAAAUGUAUGGCGGGAAGGUGGAGAUCGAUGCUAUGGCUCCUUACAAUAGAUCUGAGUACUAUCAGCAUAGCUUAAGUGAGCUCGCACAGAACGUUCACAAAAUUGAUCAUUGUUAUGACAAUGGUUCUGCUUUCACCAGAGAUUUGAAGUUGAUCAUAUCUCAAAUUGCAGCUAAAGAUUGGUCUCCUGUAGACAGUAAGCGUGUUGGUAUUAUAGUUGAGAUUAUAAAGAGAAAUCUCAAGCCUGCCGUCUCUAUGGGAUGCCUCUGUGCUGCAAAUACAAACGAAGUACAAAAGCUUGUCAAUUUUGAUACAGAGGAAGAGGUUCCUGAUUUACCUCUUGUGGUUGAUGAUUUUUCAUUCAACAUUUCAGAUUCGGACUUGUAUCUGACGCAUACCAAGAAUGGCAUUAGGCAUGUUUUGUCUCAACUUAGGUCCACAGUCGAGAGUAUUUUACCCAGGGAAGGAAACAAUGCUGACUCGUGGCAUUCCAUGUUUGAGAAGUUCCUAGAGGCAAUCGGAGAGAGAAGGCGGGAAAGAGUUCAACAGUGGAUAAGCACAAACACCAGAGAUUUUUGUAAGAGUGAGGAUGUGCAAAAGUUGCAGUUAGAGGCUAGUUUAGCCCUUGGAGAAGUAAAGCAAGGUCUCUCCGUUUGUGGUUGUAAAUGUUCCAAGUGCUAUUGGAGAUGUGUGUUUGAGAAGGGCCAUAGUCAGGACCAUUCUUGUGAGGGCAGUCAUUCAUGUACAGAAAUAUGCACCUAUUGCGUUCGAGAAGGAAACAACUCUAAUCUAUGUAAGGAUUUGGCCGGCCACCAAGGUCAUCACCAUUGCAAAGAGAGAACUCACACAUGCCGAGAGCCCUGUCAUCUGUACAAUCUGUCAUCAAAUUGCAAUGAGUUUUGCUCUCAAGAGCCUGAACAUGAGGGUCCGCACAGUUGUAACUCCCUACGACACAUGUGUAAGGUGAGUUGUUCACUUGAAAGCUGCAACAAUACAUGUAUUGUGCCCAUUGAAACUAUUCACAGAAGACACCGGUGUCAUGAAAGAUAUUGCCAAAGCAAGUGCAUCAUGAAAGGCUGCACAAGGACCUGUGGGGAGGAAGAUCACUUCCAUAAAGGAGAGCAUUUGUGUGGGAAUGAACACACAUGCCCUGAGAAUUGUGAAAUGCCUGGAAUAUGUGAAGUAUUUACACAGCUAGUGAGGAAAAGCUGUAAUUUCAAAGGACAAAGGGGUUCGUUUGAGUAUGAACACUUUUCAGAACAAAAUGGGCAACGCAAAGGCUGUUGCAUUCUUAUUCCUCCCUUUAAAAGGACUCAUCGAGGCCCACAUGUUCACACCAAUAAUGCAUCUGCUGUACAUUAUUGUGACACUAAAUGUGAAGCUUGCGGUUACUUCUGUCGCCUUCCGCUAGGUCACCCUGGCUUGCACAAGACAGUGCAUGGAAAUAUGAGGAAUACAAGAUUCAUUUCAGAGGAGGAGGAUAUCAACAUUGGGGAUCGUAAGUAUAAAUGGGGAGAAAAAGGGGAGGCAGAGAUGUGUAACAUGUUCUGCAGGAAACAGGGUCGAGGUCAUAUCCAUUUGGUUCCUUGUCCAAAGACCAGCAAUCAAAGAUACAUAAUGUGCACCAGCAAUCUCCACGACGGUUCCAGGCACGCAACAGUCAAAUAUGGGCCUGACAUUGAUGUUCCAAAGGAUGAGAUGACUCAUGAAACCUACUGGAAAUAUGUUAGAUUUGUUGAUCCUUGUACAGAGGAAGAGCGUCAAGAGUUUAACAGAUGCAAUCACCAGUGCAAAUCCGAGGAGCAUAACGGAGACUCAGGGGAAAACUCUUAUUGCACGGAGCAGCUAUGGCAUAAGCCUAUUGAGAGAACGAGACAAAAUGUCAGUUCUACAACUUAUGUAACUGUUGAUGGCCACCGUUUUGCUUGCCGUCAUUCUGCAAACGUUCCUCAUCAUGUCAUUUUUGUCAUUGACAUAUCAGGUUCUAUGGGCUCCGAUGAUAUUAGCCCAACGAUGGAGAUGUUUGAUGAACAUAAUUCUAGGCUUGGCUGUGUCUAUGAGGCCAUCCUGACAUUUAUAGGAAUCCGUCUUACAACGGUUCCUGAUGACUCUGUGUCAGUGGUUCUAUUCAAUCGAUCACCAACUAUUGCUGUAGAGAUGCAGGAUAUGGAAGAAAGUGUUGUAGAAAGUCUCCUUCAGUAUGCACCUUCUGGAUCAACAAAUUUUUCAUCAGGCUUGGAAUGCGCAGAAAAGAUAUUGAUAAAAGCACAGGGAGACCCAAUACUAAACAUGAAAAUACCAGUUGUUAUCUUUCUUAGCGAUGGAGGAAACAAUGCCAGAAGGAAUCCUGUAGACUGUGUAGAAAGUAUGAAAAGACAGGAGUCCAGGAUGACUCUUCAUACAAUAAUGUUUGGUAAUGAUCCCACAAAGAGUAUCCUAGAGGAAAUGGCAAUGAUGGGAGAUGGACAGUUUCAGCUGACUCUGGAUGCACUUGAGCUGUCUAGAAGCUUUGAGAAUCUGGCAAAAAGCCUCAGGCCCCCAGUUGCAUCUUUGAUGUAAGCCACCUGAAGGCUUAGCAAUGGUUAUCCUUUUUUGAGUAUGGCGUGUUAUCACUUGCUUUGAUAAAUAGGGUUUAUGUAAUGUAAUCAUCGGUCUGUGUUUCAGUUGUGUCUCGAGUACAUUUUCCUGUGUCUCAAGUAUUAUUGUGCUCUUAUAUAUGCUACUAUAAAUGUAAUAUUUUAGUAAGGUGAAGUAUAAUUGCCUUUCUAGAACGUGUCCAUAUGUAGGACAUGUUUAAGAUCUUAUGGACUGAUAGCUGUAUGAAAUUUGAAAAUAAGAAGAAAAUAUGUAAUAUGUUUA
Molecule: messenger RNA, 7292 nt
Organism: Cryptomeria japonica (Japanese cedar)
Lineage: Eukaryota; Viridiplantae; Streptophyta; Pinopsida; Cupressales; Cupressaceae
Exons: 3
Coding region: 351-6992 (2213 amino acids)
Molecular function (GO): GTP binding; GTPase activity
Source: RefSeq, a predicted model, not a curated record